CGAAGAGGCCCUAGCGUGGGCACGACAGUUCCGUGGGAAUACGAAUGUCGUGCAUUAAAUCUAUUUCAAUUCCCAAACAAACUUUCAAUGGUUUUGUAUUGCAAUAGAAUACUGCAAAAUUUCUCUACCAGCCAUGUCUCCAGACCAGCCGGUCAGGAACGAUGCCACAUCGCACCUCAGCGCCGCUUCCAUCGUUGGUGGGCCAGAGAUGACCGCUCCAACACCAGCUAAGAGUAACAGCCAGGACAACAACAUGAUUUCGAACGCCAAUACCAAUCAUUCAGUGCCAGAUGUCAAGGAGGACGAGCUGAAGGUUGUCGAUGGAGAGAAUACGGCCGGUAAUGGCGUGGCCGGUGCUUCCGAAGCAUCAAGUACUACAACCAAGGCUGUAGAUACCGUCACCGAGGUAUUUGCUGAGGCCUCAACCAACGACCAAGAUAAUCUGCACCGAUCCAUCCAGAACGCCUACCGAUCCCAGAACUUCUACGGACAAUCAAAGAACCUAUUCAACCAAGAAAAAGACGACGAAAAGCUCGACAUUCGAGCAAAGCAAGCAGUACUGCACCUGACCUGGACUGAUAUAAGAAUUAAAGAGAUGGAGAAGGAGAUUAAACUGUUGCGCCGAGACGUCGACGGACUUCCAGCAGACUUCGAAGUCAAGAAGACAUCGAAGCAACCAGUGUACGAACAUAAGCUGAGACGUUCCAACCUGUCGGGAUUCAGACUCAAUGACGAAUCCAAGAACAUUCCAGACAAACAACGACCGGCUGUGGAGGUUCUGAUCUCCGAUCAUAACGCACCAAGAGUGUCGGAAUCUACGGCUGAGAGUUCGGAGAACUCACCCACGAAUACUGUGGACCCCAAGAUCGACGCUUCGAACAGACCAGCAACAGAGGGCAGCAUCGUUUCAAUCCCAGAGAGACUGCGAAUUAGAUCCCGCGCAUUGCUAUCCCUUCUUGGGCGUAUCUCUGGAGAAGAACUAUUGUCGGUCGGAUACACCAGGAACGUUGAAAACCCGGCACCAGUCAUUUUCUUACGACCAUUCAAGCUCUUCGUAACAUACGACGAAAAAAUUAGAGCUGAAGUUCCUGCCUUGGAACUGAAGAUUGAAAAAGAGGCCCAGCAAGCAGCCAAUGUGCCAGAAGUUCCUGGAGUAAAGAAGGAACUUCCUGACUUCGACAACAAGGAUCUUCUUGCAGACUUGAAGUUAUUGAUCGAGUUUCUGGAUGUAGAUCUCAAACCGACGUUUGAGCUGAGGAGGAAAAUCAAAGAAGGCACCGCUACCCAUAUUGAGUUCCAGGAUUUGUGGCACCUGUUCAAUCCUGGCGACCUUAUCAUAGAUCCUGCUGGAGAUUCCGAGGCGUUUCGAGUCAUUAGCUAUACUGGAGGCCGUGAAAUCCUGAUUGACAAAAUCGACCCGGUCAAGAAACCUACGCCACUGGAAGGGUUCAUGGUAGAUUGCUACAACCUCAACUAUAAUGGCUCAGUGUAUGGGCCGAAGCUAUACACCCAUUCCAUCCGACGAUUCCGCGGUCUUCAACCUAUCACAUCCUUACCCAUCUACCCGAUGAAAUUCGACCCCUCAUUCACCACUCUGAAGCAGACCUUAAUCGAACAAGGAACUCAAUACCUUGAGUUGACGAAGGCUCCAUAUGCGCACAAGACGUUGGUUGGUCAGACGCUGGAUGAGCCUGUUGAGGAGAUUGAUGCUCAAGUCAUAGUCGACAUGACACUGGCAAUCAACAAGAAUGCGGAGUGGAACCCCGAUCUGAAGAUCAGCGAGGGUGAUCUCACCGAACCCGACAAGCGCGAAACAGUUAUCCCUAUAUUCUGCCAUCACCAUCCGAAGUAUAGUGAAGGCUGUUGCGGAAGUGAUGUUACUUACAAAGAUCAAGACUGGGAUGAAUCGAGGUUCAGCACUUACUUUAGGGAUCACAGGCAAUCGUUGGCGCACCGAAAAGCUCACGAGAUCGAGGGAGAUGAUAUCAUGUUGCUUCCCUUCUGGGCGUAUGGGUUCGUCUUGAGAAGUAGACGGUGGAUCACUCUCAGGAUUAAUGCGCUGUCCGAAGUCAAGUACGAGAGUACAUUUGAUGAUCUUGUCUUACCAGAACUACACAAAGAUACAGUCAAAGCCUUGGUACAAGAUCAUGCAAGGUCCUCAGCUCAGAACUCCGCUGCAACAUCAAAAGUUGGCGCCGCCAUGGACUUGGUGCGAGGGAAAGGGAAGGGUCUGAUCAUUCUUCUGCACGGGGAACCAGGUGUUGGUAAAACCUCAACAGCAGAAUGCGUCGCAGACCUCACGGAACGACCCCUCUUCCCUGUCACUUGCGGAGAUAUCGGUGAGACUGCCGGGGAAGUUCAAGAGAAUUUGGACUACAACUUUCAAUUGGCUCACAAGUGGGGAUGUGUGCUUCUUUUGGAUGAAGCAGAUGUAUUCUUGGCGAAACGUGGAAAGUCAGACAUGAGACGCAAUGCAGUGGUCAGUGUGUUUCUGCGUACCUUGGAGUACUACAGCGGCAUCCUAUUCUUGACAACAAAUCGAGUAGGGAGCAUCGAUCCCGCUUUCAAGUCCAGGAUUCAUAUGAGCUUAUUUUAUCCUCACCUAAGCCUCGAUGCCACCGCGAAACUAUACGAGGUAUUUAUUAAGAGGACAGUCGACGAACAGAAGAAGUCGCAGAUGGUGGAAUUCAAGAUCAAGCAGAAAGAGAUCCUGAGAUUCGCAAAGUCGCAUUUCAAACGACUAGAAAAGAGCGGUCUCAGUACUUGGAAUGGACGACAAAUCCGCAACGCAUUCCAAACAGCUAUUGCGCUGGCCGAAUACGAAGCGCGUCAGCCAGGAGCAGAGCUCCCAUUCCUAGGCAAAUCACAAUUCGAAAUCAUUGCCGAAGCAUCCGAAGAAUUCGACAGAUACCUGAAGCAUACACUUGGAGACACAGAUGCCGAUAUCGCCAGGAAAGAAAAUAUGAGGUCGGAUUACUUUGGGGCUCAACAUGUUGGGAAACCGCCAAGCGUAGCGAGAUCAGGUCUUCGGCCUUCAAGACGCAAUGGUAGAGAUCCUGAGAGUGAUUUCGAGGUUGCUUCUGAGACCGAGGAGGAGGAUGAGGAUGAAGAUGAGGAUGAGGAGGAUGGAGAAGACGCCCUUGAGAAUCACAGGCCAGGUAAAGCGGCUGCGCCGGGGCCUUCGAAAACUACGACGACGGUGGUUACGAAGGAGGAUUUUGGGGAGGACGAUAUGGAGGCAUUCAAACAGUUCAUGCAGUUUAAGAAGAUGUCGAAAAAGUAGAGCUGUAGUGGACUUCUCCUUCGGAGGUAUAACAUGAUUAGAUGGUGUAUAAUUCUCUGCAGAAGGCUAGACCUCAGAAAAUUCAGCUCCAUACUUCUUAAUAACG
Mollisia scopiformis is the source of this 3389-nucleotide messenger RNA. RefSeq lists its product as uncharacterized. Gene Ontology annotation, molecular function: ATP binding; ATP hydrolysis activity. The transcript has 13 exons. NCBI's taxonomy places the organism in Eukaryota, Fungi, Ascomycota, Leotiomycetes, Helotiales, Mollisiaceae. Bases 134 to 3283 code for a protein of 1049 amino acids. The record is from RefSeq and is a predicted model, not a curated record.